Messenger RNA from Salvia splendens (bonfire salvia), 2691 nucleotides. RefSeq lists its product as uncharacterized. The record is from RefSeq and is a predicted model, not a curated record. Gene Ontology annotation, biological process: DNA repair; telomere maintenance. The transcript has 7 exons. The coding region runs from base 1 to 2691 and encodes 896 amino acids. Gene Ontology annotation, molecular function: DNA helicase activity. NCBI's taxonomy places the organism in Eukaryota, Viridiplantae, Streptophyta, Magnoliopsida, Lamiales, Lamiaceae.
AUGUUUGUCUUUACUUCUUUGGGUGGUAAAAUCGAUAAUAGCUUGAACACCGGUUGUGCGCCUCUCAUUUUCCGUUUGCAUGGCCAGAAUUACCACUUUAUUGGCAGUUUGUUGCCGUUAGAUGGUUGCUCGCCAAAAUUUGUCCAAUUGUACAUCUAUGAUACAGAAAACGAAGUGACUAAUAGGUUGGAGUGUGUGAGUAAAGAGGAUAAACAACCUGAUUCUCGACGUAUUGAUGAGAUCAUUUCUGCUGAAAUACCUGAUGCCCAAGAUGAUCCAUACUAUUAUGCGAAUGUCAGAGAAUUUAUGGUUCAUGGUCCUUGUGGUAUUGUUAGAAAAUCAUCUCCGUGUAUGGCUAACGGAAGAUGUACGAAAUACUUCCCUAAGAAGUAUAUUGCAGAAACCAAUUUUGAUGAUGAUGGUUAUCCUAUUUACAGACGUAGAGAUAAUGGCCGUGUUAUCUUGAAGGAUGGGGUGCCUUUAGAUAAUCGAUUUGUAGUUCCACAUAAUCGUUUUCUUCUUAUGAAGUAUGGAGGACAUAUUAAUGUGGAAUGGUGCAAUCAAUCGCGAUCAAUCAAAUACAUAUCGUCCUGUGAAGCCGCUUGGAGAAUAUUUGGAUAUGACAUUCAAUAUAAGGAUCCGGCUGUUGAAAGAUUGAGUUUUCAUCUACCAACUGAACAAUAUGUGGUUUUUGAAGAUUCUGAACCAUUGGAGCGUGUCAUGAAUCGCAAUUCAGCUCGUGAAAGCCAGUUUUUGGCUUGGAUGGAAGCAAAUAAGAAAUAUGUGGAAGGAAGAGAUCUCACUUAUGCAGAAUUCCCAACGAAGUUUGUAUGGAACACUGAUCAUUGGAAACUUAGAAAACGAAGGUAUUCUAUCGGAAGAAUGUUCUAUGUUCCUCCUGGUUCCGGUGAUAUGUAUUACUUGAGAUGUUUACUGAAUGUCGUUCGUGGUGCUACAUCUUAUGAAGAUAUUAAGUGUGUUAAUGGUAUUCAGUAUGCUACAUUUCGAGAUGCUUGCUAUGCAUUGGGGUUGUUGGACGAUGAUAAAGAAUACAUUGAUGGCAUUACCGAGGCUUCUUUUUGGGCUUCGGCUCAUUCAAUACGAUUGUUGUUUGUAAGUUUGUUACUAUCAGAAACCCUUGCACAGCCAGAUAUUGUGUGGACAAGCUGUUGGAAAUAUUUAUGCGAAGAUGUUGUCCAUAAACAACACAAAAUCUUACAUCAUCCAGAUUUGUUGUUGGGGCACGAUGAGAUUCAAAAUUUAGGAUUGCUUGAGAUUGAGAAAUUGUUAGUUAACGGUGGAAGAACUUUGCAUGAAUUUCAUUCGAUGCCAUAUCCAAGGACACAAUCGUUGGAAAGUUCAAAUAAUAGAUUGAUUACUGAUGAGCUAUGUUAUGACCGGAAAGCCUUGGCAAGAAAGCAUUUAAUCUUUGUCUCGAAGUUUACUGAUGAACAACACCAAGUGUAUGAUACGAUAAUGUCUGCUGUCAAUUCUAAUCACGGUGGACUAUUUUUUGUUUAUGGGUAUGGAGGCACAGGAAAAACUUUCAUUUGGAAGACAUUGUCAGCGACUAUUCGUUCAAAAGGUUAUAUUGUUUUGAACGUGGCUUUCAGUGGUAUUGCUUCGCUAUUGUUACCUGGUGGGAGAACAGUUCAUUCUUGGUUUAAGAUUCCUAUCAAUCCUAAUGAAGAUUCAAUCUGCAAUAUAAAACAAGCUCCUAUGGUUCACAAACACUGUGUGGAAGCUGUUGAUCGGAGUUUGAGUGACCUUACGAGAGUAUGCAAUGAGUUGAGCAUGGAGGUGCCAUUUGGUGGGAAAACUGUUGUUUUGGGGGGUGAUUUUAGACAGAUUUUACCAGUUGUGCCUAAAGUGAGGUUGACUAAAAAUUUGCGAGUUCUUGGUAUUAAAUCUGGUGAGGAAGCAUCGAAAUUGAAGGCAUUUUCUAAGUGGAUUGCAUCUAUUGGAGAUGGAGUUAUUGGUGGUCCAAAUGAUGGUGAAGUCAGUGUUGAUCUUCCUACUGAUAUUGUAUUGCUCGAUAGUGGUGAUCCUCUACAGAACAUUGUUACAUCUAUUUAUCCUUCAUAUAUGAACAAUCAAGAUUUGAACUGCCAUUUGCAUGAUCGAGCUAUACUUGCUCCAACGUUAGAUGUGGUUGACUUGGUUAAUCAAUAUAUGAUUUCCUUGGAUCAAUCGGACGGUCGUGUUUAUUUGAGCUCAGACAGCAUAUCUAAGUCUGAUCAAAGUUCUAAUGGUUUCGCGGAGAUACAUGCGGUAGAAUUUUUGAAUAAUCUUAAGUGCUCUGGUGCACCAAAUCAUGAGUUGUUGUUGAAGGUUGGUACUCCUAUUAUGCUAUUAAGAAACAUAGAUCAUGCUAACGGAUUGUGUAAUGGGACACGAUUGAUCAUUACGCGUUUAGGUGAUCAUGUUUUAGAAGCUAAAGUCUUGAGUGCUGAUAAUCAAGGUCAUAAAGUGUUGAUUCCUCGGAUGUCAUUAACACCUUCUGAUCCUAGGUUGCCUUUCAAGUUUCAACGUCGACAAUUUCCUUUGUCGGUGUCGUAUGCUAUGACAAUUAACAAGAGCCAAGUCUUUGUUUCUUUCGUCUUCGGGGUCAGGAGAAAUGAGCUGGCAGUAAAAGGAACCAUAACAUUUGAUGCAAACAGCACUAUCACAAUUUCUCCUGUGAACCUCUAG